This is a messenger RNA of Plasmodium gonderi, 2868 nucleotides long. RefSeq lists its product as hypothetical. NCBI's taxonomy places the organism in Eukaryota, Apicomplexa, Aconoidasida, Haemosporida, Plasmodiidae. The record is from RefSeq and is a predicted model, not a curated record. The transcript is spliced from 2 exons. Bases 1 to 2868 code for a protein of 955 amino acids.
AUGGAUAUCAUAGAAAAUGAAAUAGCUAUAUAUGAGGAGAACAAAACGCACUUUGAAGCACUUAGUAGAUUCUCCAAACCUUUGAACCAUAAUUUUACAGAUUUUGUUCACUUAAUUUGCAAAGUGAAAAAUGUAAGAAAACAUGGGAAACUGCUACAUUUUUGUGACACAAUUUCGAAUGGAAAAAUAAAUAAAAAGAGAAAUGUUUUAUUUUACAAAUAUCAUAUUUUAAAUCAUAAUAAGGAGUCAGUUAAUGAGAUACACAAUUAUAAAAAUGACGAUGACAAGAAUGAUGUCCUUAAUUUUUGUAUAAUAGAAAAUAAAUUUAAUGAAGAAUCUUUGUCAACAGAGAAAAACGUUCAGUUGGUAAUAAGCAAAGACUUUUACAUAGAUGAAGAAAAAUUUAAUUUAUUUGGAACAUACUUAUUGAAAAAAGUGAAUUCAGAAAAUAAGGAUAAUAGUGAAAUAACACUUGGUAAGGAAUUUUUGGAAUAUUCAGUCCAUUUAUCUAAGAACUUUUAUGCGAACUUGAAGAAAUGUGAAGAUGAGGAAACAUGUACGAAUAAUGAUAUUUUCAUAAAGGAUAAUCCAAUGGAUGAUAUAGAAAAUCCCCCCUUGCUAUUAAUGAAUGAAUACAUUAAAUACGAGAUUGUAAGGAAAAUCAUAAAAACAGAUACUCUGGUAUAUAUUAUAGGAUUACCUGUCUUGACUAAUACGAAUGAGAAGUCUAUAUUAGUAUUUUCCUCCUACCUCCUGAAAGUUAACGACGAAUUCUUCAAUGUUAACGAACUCUUUAAAUUAUUCGAAGGUGGCUUCUUUUCCAUGCUAAUGUUAUGCAGAAGUUUAAGGGUGAAGAAAAGUUAUAUUCAAGAGUUAUACAAUAGCAAUGAAGACAAAAAAAGAAAAUGCAUAAGAAAUAUUGUGUAUAAAAAUAAAAAUUAUAAAAGUAUUUGUAAUCAAAAAAUGAAUAAUUUUGAAAUUUUUAUAAUUAAAAUUAUUGACAUAAUACCAAAAUUGUUUGAAAUACGUCCCAGUGAAUUUAACUAUACUACAGAAAUGAAUUGUUACAAACGAAUGCACAAAAUUAUCCUUUGCGAUUUGAACAUGAAUAACUCGAAUGAACAUUUAUUAGUAGAUGCAAGAAGGAGUGGAAAUACUGUAGAACAAAAGAAGAGGAAAAAGAAGAAAAAAAGAAAGAAAGAUAUAAUAUCUUAUAUGAACAAUAAAAAAGUACCACAAAUACAGUGGAUGAUUAAUCACAUAAAAGUUUUGCUUGAAAGUAUAGAUAAAGGAAAUUCCAAAAUGUCUGUGUUUAAGGGGGAAGAUAUUAUUUUACACAUAUCCAUUUUGGUGAACAAAUAUAUAGAAAGUAAUGACACAUUUUUUGAGAAUUAUUUAGAAUAUAUAGAACUCCUUAUGGAGAAAAAUGAAAAAUUAGUUAGUUCAGAGAAUGUAAAAAAGAUAAAAAAUAAUAUAGAAAUUUUGAGAGAAAAAAAUGUAAAUUUAUUUGAAAAUUCGAAAUGGAAUGAUAUACAAUUUUACAAUAUUAAUGAGUUUUAUAUGAACCAUUCGACUGAAUCAGAUAUAGAUAUGGGCAAGAAUUGUAAAACAUUAAUUGAAGAAGGCACAAAUAUGAUUUAUGAUUGUGCAAGUGAUGGAACGUGUGAAGAUAAGCAAAUUUUAAGUAAACAAAAAGAGAGAAAGGAUUUUACUGAUUUCUUACCGAAGUUGGUGGGUGGAAAAACAAUUGAUAGAACCACUUUAACAUAUGAUUAUUGUAUUUUAGAUGUAGGAGGAGGUAAAGGAGAUUUGGGUAUUCACAUUUCAUUAGCCUUUAAAAAUGUUCUAGUAAUAAUAUUAGACAUUAAUGUAAAUUCACUAUUUAGCUGCUUUAUUAAAAUUUUUGCAAACAAAAUUAAAAACGUAUUAAUUAUGCAUGAAUCUAUAUUAAAUUUUGAUUUUAAUAAAUAUAAAAUAAAUUUAAUAGUUGGUUUACACUGUUGUGGAGGAUUAACGGAUUAUACCUUAAGAAAAUGCAUGGAAGAAAAAAUCCCUUUUCUAAUAUGUUCUUGCUGUUACACAAAAUACAGAGAGUUGAGAAAAUAUAUUUUCGAUUUUAAUAAUGAUAUAAUACUGAAUGAAAUUAAAAAUUAUAUUUACAAUAAAAACUAUUAUCCCUUUAUAAACUACAACAUAAGCAAUUAUACAGAAGAAACUGGUGAAACAGCAAUGAGGGAUCAAAAUGUUGAAGAUAAAAUAUUGGAAGAUUCUGAUAUCAACACUGAUCAUUUUAAUAUACAUAAUAAUUCGAAAAAGGGAAUAAGUUGCGCGAAUUGCAUAAACAGGACAGUAGAUAUUUCCAACAUUAACACGUAUGCUGAAAUGAAAAGUGGUGAUACAAAAGUAAAUGGAAAUGAUUUUACAUGGUGUAGUUCUAAAUGUUUGGAGAUGAACCAAGAGCUUGUGAACACAGGUAGUGAUGGAUUUGGCGAAAAGAGAGAAGAUCAGAAUGAUGAAAUAUGCGAAAGUGUGAAAAAUGACGAUGAUGAAGGUGACGAAAAUGGAAAAUACGAUGAGUUUUCCAUGUACAAGAAAAAGUAUGAUAAGUACGGGAAAAAAAUCAUGAGGAGGACUAUACCGAAUAUAUACUCGUUCGUUAAUUUGCUGUCAAAAUUAUGUGAGAGCGAAAACACGACAAUUUCAUUUAAAUGCAUGCAUUUUUAUAAUAAUUUGAGAUUUCAAAUUUUGCAAAAGUUAUCCAGUGCAAGCAAGGGAUUUGGAGAAAAGGGGAAUAUAAAUUUAUCCCUGCACUCAUUUCCUAUUUCCUUUUCUCCAAAAAAUAUCGUUUUGAGGGGUACCUUUUCGUAA